AUGUCAACUCCAAUGACAGAAGAGCUGUUUACCAUCUUUCACAAAUCCCCCCCAGAGAUUCAACUUGAGAUCAUGAAACAAUGUUUCGAAAACGAUCUUGUCUGCUUUUCAUUGACAUGUCGCGAUAUGCAUUACCUUGCAAAGCCUCUCCUCCCCAACAAACCAGAUCUCUCGAAUAUCAAUCAACUUGGAUCUACACCAGAUGUUCCCCCGAUCUGUUUCUAUGCCGAUCAUCCCUGCAGGCGCGGUGAAGAGGGAUGCAAAGGCGCCAGAGGAAGGAUCGUGAAAUACAAUUUUCAAUGGCAUCGCAAGAAGCGGCACUACUACAAGAAGAGAUAUCCUGCUUGCAACAUGUGCCUAUACUAUCCCCCCGACCACCCUGUUUGUCAAAUCUCAGGAUGCAAGAAACAUUUUGCAUUGCAAGAAGUUUACUAUCCGGAGAAAGAAUGA
Molecule: messenger RNA, 450 nt
Organism: Fusarium venenatum
Lineage: Eukaryota; Fungi; Ascomycota; Sordariomycetes; Hypocreales; Nectriaceae
Source: RefSeq, a predicted model, not a curated record